GCGUGUCACGUGGAUGGGCAGUCCAGGCGGAAGCGGAGGACCGUGACGGCGAGAAAGGUAAGCGUCGAAACUCGCUAAAUAGCUUCCGAUUGCGGAUUUUCUCUUCCUCGGCGCCUUUUGCCUUCCCCGCCGAAAGGAGGGGAGCCUUUAAGUUGGCCUUUCGUUCGUCCUACUUUGUUUGGACGACAAAUCGUCAGCUCGCCGCGCCGGCCAGGCCGCCAUGUUCGCCGCCGUCGGAUAGCCAGGAAAUGUGCGGCGGACUUGGCCAGCAAACACAGGGCUAGUGGGCGAUCGUUUUUAUUUUUUUGUUCCUCCACGUCGGAGCCCAAAAGCCGCCGAUUGGCUCGGUGACUCGCUCGCGCGCGCUCGGGCCCCGUUCCGACCAAAACGGUCGACGCCGGGAAGGGAAUUUCCCCUAGCGUCAUCUCAUCGCUGACUAGCUGGGCGAUCGAUCACCGGCCAGCUGUCGCGAGCUUUUGGCAUCAUCGCCGCCGGCCCAAGGUAUAGCUAUAGUAUUCAAAGAGGCCCAUUGACGGUGCUGGGCGUCCAAUCCAUUCGGACCGACCGGGAGGGCUGACGUCUGCCAAUGUUUAGUUUUUCUUUGAGCCCAACUUGUUUCCAAAUGUAGAAAAGCAGAGCUCCAUCGUCAGGAUCUUCUCGGAGCGCGCCAACCGGUCGCCAUGCAGAGCACCGCCAACUACCUGUGGCUCAUCUCCGACCUCCUGGGUCAGGGCGCCACGGCCAACGUGUACCGCGGCCGGCACAAGAAAACGGGCGACCUGUACGCCGUCAAGGUGUUCAACAACCUCAGCUUCCUGCGGCCGCUGGACGUGCAGAUGAGAGAGUUCGAAGUCCUCAAGAAGCUCAACCACAAAAACAUCGUCAAGCUCUUCGCCGUGGAGGAGGAGUCCAACGCGCGCCACAAGGUUCUGGUGAUGGAGUACUGCUCCUGCGGAAGCCUUUACACCGUUUUGGAGGAGUCGUCCAACGCCUACGGGCUCCCCGAGGACGAGUUCCUCAUCGUCCUCCACGACGUGGUGGCGGGGAUGAAUCACCUGAGGGAGUACGGCAUCGUGCACCGCGACAUCAAACCGGGAAACAUCAUGCGCGUCAUCGGCGACGACGGACGCUCCGUCUACAAGUUGACGGACUUCGGAGCCGCCCGGCAACUGGAGGACGACGAGCAGUUCGUCUCGCUCUACGGGACCGAGGAGUACCUGCAUCCCGACAUGUACGAGCGCGCCGUGCUGCGGAAGGAGCACCAGAAGAAGUACGGCGCCACCGUCGACCUGUGGAGCAUCGGCGUCACCUUCUACCACGCCGCCACCGGCAGCCUCCCGUUCAGACCCUUCGAGGGCCCGCGCAGGAACCAAGAAGUCAUGUACAAGAUCAUUACGGAGAAGCCGUCCGGCACCAUCUCGGGCCACCAGAAGUGCGAGAACGGCAAGAUCGAGUGGAGCACCGAGAUGCCCGUCUCCUGCAGUCUGUCCAAGGGUCUUCAGAGUCUGCUGACUCCGGUGCUGGCCAACAUCCUGGAAGCGGACCAAGAAAAGUGCUGGGGCUUUGAUCAGUUUUUCGCCGAGACCAACGACAUCCUGCACCGGGCGGUGGUCUAUGUCUUUAGCCUGCAGCAGGCCACCUUGCACCACGUCUACAUCCACGAGUACAACACGGCGGCGCUUUUCCAGGAGCUGCUGGCCCGCCGGACCAGCAUCCCCCUGCACAACCAGGAGCUCGUCUACGAGGGGCGGCGCCUGGCGUUGGAUCCCGGCAGGCAGGCCAAGAACUUCCCCAAGACCACCAGGGACAAUCCCAUCAUGCUGGUCAGCAGAGACUCGGUGGCCACCGUGGGACUCAUCUUCGAGGACCCGAGCCCCCCCAAAGUGCAGCCCCGCUACGAUCUGGACCUGGACGCCAGCUACGCCAAGACCUUCGCCGGCGACAUCGGGCACUUGUGGAAAACGUCCCAGUCGCUGCUCGUUUACCAAGAGCUGGUCCGCAAAGGAGUCCGGGGUCUCGUGGAGCUGAUGAGGGAGGACUACAACGAGAUGGUCCGCAAGCAGUCGGAGGUUUUCCACCUGUGCAAGCUGGCCACGCAGACGUUGGAAAAGAACAAGCAACUGUUGGAGGUCCUGACGCAAGCCAACGCGCUGACGUCCGAGUACGACGAGAUCGCCGACAUGCACAAGAAAGCGGUUCGGAUCGGCGCCUCGCUGGAGCCCGUCGAUCGAAGCGUGCAGGAGCUCAAGUCCAAGCUGGCGCCGGGCGGUCCGCUGAGCGACGCCUGGACCCAACAAGUGGGCACGCACCCCCAAGACAGGAAUGUGGAAAAGAUCAAAGUUCUGCUGGACGCCAUCACGGCCAUCUACCAACAGUUCAAGAAAGACAAAGCCGAGAGACGUCUCCCGUACAACGAGGAGCAGAUCCACAAGUUUGACAAACAGAAGCUGGUCCUCCACGCCGGCAAAGCUCGCUCCUUGUUCACGGAGGAGUGCGCCAUGAAGUACCGCCUCUUCAUCUCCAAAAGCGAGGAGGCCAUGAGGAAGAUUCACCACGUGAGGAAGCAGCUGCUGACCUCCGGCGCUCAGCUCAACGGCAUCGAGAAGGAAGUCCGCGUCCUGCUGGAGAGAGCCGCCAAGCUACAGGAACAGGUUCCCGGCAAAGUUCUUCCGGUUCUGCUGAGCGGUCUGAAGCCUCAAGCGUACUUGAGCCAGAACACGCUGGUGGAGAUGACGCUCGGCAUGAAGAAGCUGAAGGAGGAGAUGGAGGGCAUGGCAAAGGAACUGGCCGAGAACAACCACUUCCUGGAAAGGUUCGGGACGCUGACGCUGGACGGCGGUUUGCGCGGUUAAGCCGCGGGAGCGAGACCACGACGUGGAAAAAAUGUUUUUAAGAAAGACAGCUUUUUGUAAAUAUUUGGGCUUUGAUUUUGUAAAUAUUCAACGGAGGCCUCAGCUUUGUACGUGUGCUGAUGAUGAAAUAAAAACGUCAAGUGGUCAAACGCUUCUCAUUGCCAGGCGAGUCACGUGACGCGCGCCGUCCUCCCGGGCCGGUUGCCACGGCGACGGCCGCAGUUGCCGUGGCGACGGCCGGCGACGGCUUCGUCACCGGACGUCGAGGGCUUUCGGAUGUGCAAUUUUUCAGGGAAACGAACGGC
Molecule: messenger RNA, 3157 nt
Organism: Corythoichthys intestinalis (scribbled pipefish)
Lineage: Eukaryota; Metazoa; Chordata; Actinopteri; Syngnathiformes; Syngnathidae
Gene: tbk1
Product: TANK-binding kinase 1
Exons: 20
Coding region: 681-2852 (723 amino acids)
Biological process (GO): peptidyl-serine phosphorylation
Cellular component (GO): cytoplasm
Molecular function (GO): protein binding; protein serine/threonine kinase activity; ATP binding
Source: RefSeq, a predicted model, not a curated record